Molecule: messenger RNA, 336 nt
Organism: Chlorella variabilis
Lineage: Eukaryota; Viridiplantae; Chlorophyta; Trebouxiophyceae; Chlorellales; Chlorellaceae
Exons: 3
Coding region: 1-336 (111 amino acids)
Cellular component (GO): NatC complex
Source: RefSeq, a predicted model, not a curated record
AUGCCCGCCGCAGAUCAGAACAGCGCCGCCGCCGCCGGCACGGAGCAGCAGCAGCGCUCACCACUCGCCGAGCAGGCCGCAGAGCUGCUGCACAAGCGGUGCAAGAUACAGGUCAAGGAUGGGCGGGUGCUGGUUGGCGACUUCACUUGCCUGGACAAGGAGGGGAACAUCAUCCUCACCAACACUUAUGAACACAUGCAGCUGGGCGGCCAGCUGCACGAGAAGGUGAUGGGGCAGGUGCUGGUGCCCGCCGCCCACCGCGUGUCGUGCGAGUUCCAGGCGCUGCCGCAUGACCAGGCGCUGCGAGGGCUGCUGCUGCAACAGCAGGAGACCUGA